UGGCGUGUCGUGGAGUGAGAAACUUCUCUCCCUCCUCCUUGUUGCCCCUCUUUCUUCCCAAAUUCCCUCGGACACCUUGUCAUCUAACUUUUCAGAGACGCAGUGACCGGUGAACAGCAGCUGGCUGUACAGGCGAGGGUUUCGUUUGUUUAUUUAUUUUUUAUUUCUGACCUAUCUGGACGCUCUCCGGAGGAUUUCCUUUUCCAGUUCAGGCAACUGGAGUGACUCGACCAAGUCCCCCCCUCACCCCACCCCACCUCUGAAUCCCUGCCUGAGGAAUGAGAGGACUGCUGGAGAGGAAGAGCCGAAACUCGCAUGUUUGAAUGAACAAAAGAACAGAAAGCGAGGCUAUCGCUCCCGGAAUGGAGGGAAAUAUUCUGCCUGCAGCAACAUCUCCCUGCCCAGUUCUAAACACAAACCCUGUGAGACCUGAUCCAGAGGGGGAAAGCAGUCCUUUGAAGACGGACAACACCGAGAGGAUGGAUUCUCCAGCUAAGAAAGAUACAGACCGAAGACGGACGACCCCUUCAAAAUCUGACAUUAUCUCUCGAUCACCUGCGUCACCAGCAUCACCAGCCCUCAAGUCAAAACGAGAUGCCAUGAAGGCAGAAGACAGGCAGAAGCUUGCAAAAGAGCGGCGAGAGGAGAAAGCGAAAUAUCUUGAAGAGCUCAGCAAGUUGCAAGCGGCCAAAAAGACCCAGUGGCUGGAGAAGGAGGAAAAGGCGCGGCAGCUCAGGGAGCAACAGCUCGAGGAACGACGCAGGAAGCUCGAGGAGCAGCGGAUCAAGGCGGAAAAGCGGCGAACGGCCUUGGAGGAGAGACAAAAACAGAAACUAGAGAAAAACAAAGAACGGUAUCAGGCGGCCAUCAACAGGUCAACAAAGAAGACGUGGGCAGAAAUCCGACAGCAGAGAUGGUCGUGGGCUGGUGCACUAAGCCAGAACUCAAGCCAGAAAGAGGGCAGAUGCUCUGUUUCAACGGUCAACCUGCCCAAACACGUGGACUCUGUUAUAAACAAGCGACUCUCCAAGUCCUCCGCCACGCUCUGGAACUCCCCCAACAGAACGCGCAGCCUUGCAUUGAGUCCAUGGGAGAGCAGCAUAGUCGACCGGCUGAUGACACCAACUCUUUCUUUCCUCGCCCGGAGCCGCAGUGCUGCUAGUGUCCUCACAAAUGGAAAAGACGGUCACUCUCCUCUCUGCCCUCGUUCAGCCUCAGCAAGUCCGUUGACCCUGUGUGCCCAUCAGCCGCACCACCGCUGCUCUGACCGCUGGAGGGUGACGUCCAGCUCACCAGAUAUCACCCAGCGUCAACGCAGGCGGAGCUCCACACCUAUGGAUAAAAACAAGAAGGAAAAGAAAGACAAAGAAAGGGAGAAUGAAAUGGAAAAAAGUGCCAUCACUAAAGAAAAAGUGCUGAAGAAGAGACAGUCUCUACCUAGUAUGAGACAUAGACCUGAUCCAAGUCCUAGUCCUUUAUCAAGACAACGGCCAGCAUCCCCUGCCACACCCAAGGGCAGAACUGCCUCUCCCAGCCCUGCUGCCUCCCCCAAGCCUCCGUCAGCACGCGGAAGCCCGUCAACCCCGAAGGCCCGGCCCAAAAGAGCCAGGACCCCUGCUAGGGUAGACCACCGGACCUCUUCACCUGCCCCUCUUGAGAGAGUGAGACAGCCCCAUAGGCCAGCCACCCCUGAAGAGAAAAAGAGUUCCCCUGUGGCUCCUGCCAUUGUGGUAUCCUCAGCUACUGCCAAUGCAUCAGGCACACCAGUCACAACCAGCGCCAUUUCCUCCUCGCCUGAGCCAGCCCAUUCCUCUCCCUCUGUGCGUACAGUGUCACCUGCACCCUCUCCAUCCGCCAAGCCCAUGGCAGGCACGAAUGACCCAGAGGAGGCGGCUCGUAUUCUGGCAGAGAAACGCCGACAGGCCCGAGAGCAGAGGGAGAGGGAAGAGCAGGAACGCCGCGAACAGGAAGAGAAAGAGAGGAUCCUGAGAGAGGAACGCUUAGCGAGGGAAGCAGAGGAGAGACAACGCAGGGAGGAGGAGGCACGAGCCAUGGCUGAGGAGCAGAGGAAGAGGGAUGAAGCGAAGAGGCUGCAAGAGGAGAAGGAGGCUCAGGAAAGGGCCAAAGCUGAGCAGGAGGAGAAUUUACGGCUGCAGAAACAGAAAGAGGAGGCUGAGGCUAGAGCUCGGGAGGAGGCGGAGAAGCAGCGCCUGGAGAGGGAGAAACACUUCCAGAAGGAGGAGCAGGAGAGGCUGGAGAGGAAAAAGCGACUGGAGGAGAUCAUGAAGAGGACACGGAAGACAGAUGGAAGUGACAAGAAAGAGACAAAGUCCUCCCCACUCGCACAUGUCAAUGACAAACAGGCAGAGAGUAGCAAAGCAUCUGCUGACUACCAGCCAACGCCUGAGGUCAGCAUUCCCAACAACAAAACAGAAAACGGACAGGCCGAUGUCAAGGAAAGCCUCUCAAUCCAAGCAGUUAAUGGGGUCCAGGCUACGAAGCUUGAAAACGGUGUUUCGACGAAAGAAGACACUGUCCACUUGGAAGACAUCAUCCAUCUCACAAAUCACGGCAACUCCACUAACGGAGCCCUGGACAAGUCUGAGACCAGCAUGCCCACAGAGCCCAUCCUUUCUUUUGAAAGCGAGGAGUCAUUCAUGAAAAAGGCAGGCCCCAUGAAGCCUCAGCAUGCUGCAGAGGUCCUGUGACAUAUUCCAGCGCUGAAGUGCUUGUUGCCUUAGGCCACUGACCUUUCCUAGUCCUGCCAAAACUCGCAUUGCGAGCCCUGUGACCUGUGCCAAUCAACAAAAAGCAAGCAUACUUCCCUCCGAAGAUAAAGUGGGUCACAGAAGAUGACGACAAAGCAACUGACAGAACAGGAUGAAAGGUGUUGCCGCAUACAGCACCGUUGCGACAGUGUUAUCAUUCAUCAAACUCUUUGCAGCACCGAUUCCAUGCACCUUGCUACUCAACAGUAUCAUCCUUUGUACAUUAUAGUACAGCUGAGUAAUGAUUACAGUAUACUGAAAAAGAACUGUUUUCUUUGCUCUUUAGUUAUUUAACUAAAAGAAAAAAUAUUAAGACUGGGUACAACUUUGUGUAUAAUGUAAAUGAACUUUACGUAUCGGUAAAAGGAAGGUUGGAUCAGUGGAUUAAAGCUGUUUGAAAGGGAGUCAUUUUAUGCUACUCUAUCAUGAGUAGAUAUGAAUAAAACCCAGAUACUGUACAUCCUGGUUUGUACAAAACUACCUGUACUGGUUUUUGAAAAAGGUAAACUGAGAAAUCAGAAGAUCUGAAAUUAAACGUCACAAAGAAUGGCUUGUUACUUUGUGUAAACAUACUGUUGGUUCAUGUCUAAACCUCAGCUAUGAUUGAUUGUAUGCAUAACUGGAUGUAAUAAUAAAUCUGCAACCUUUACAAUUAAGAAACUGUAAGUCAUCAAAGGUCAAACGUCUGUAAACGGAGAUCUCCUCCACUAUUUAACAAUUGAAGCCGUUUCCCCCUCCCCCACAUGUGCAAGCAUGACUUUUUUUUCUCAUUUGAAAUUCUGGCGCGUGUAUAUGCUAUAGAUAUAUUUUGAUGUGCGAUGUAAGGCCAGUGGGAAUAUCUCAAGUCUUAUUAAAGACAAGUGGUCCAGUC
This is a messenger RNA of Pelmatolapia mariae (spotted tilapia), 3639 nucleotides long. RefSeq names its product MAP7 domain containing 1a (gene map7d1a). The record is from RefSeq and is a predicted model, not a curated record. Gene Ontology annotation, cellular component: microtubule cytoskeleton. Gene Ontology annotation, biological process: microtubule cytoskeleton organization. The transcript is spliced from 19 exons. Bases 324 to 2708 code for a protein of 794 amino acids. Lineage: Eukaryota; Metazoa; Chordata; Actinopteri; Cichliformes; Cichlidae.